CGAGUCAAGGACGAAAUACAAAACAACCAGAUUAGAAACUGCGAAGUUUGGUGGAGCUUUCACAAGCAAUUAUGACAAAAACAUAGUUUUAAUCCGCUUUCAAUGUAAUGUUUAUGAAAUAAGGAUCAUAUCUGUUCGGAGAUGUAUGAAAAUUUUAGGCAUGCACACGGCAGUGGCUCGGGAUCUGGACCUGUUGCCAAUCAUUUAUCCAGGAAGAAGAAUAGUUCCACCAUGGUCAAUGGUCAAAACUCAAAACCAUCCACAAUGCCUAGCAAGAGUGAGCGUCUCAAUUCACCCAAUACAAGUAAAUGGGAGCCAGAUGUCAGGAUGAUGAUGUCAACAAAUCAAUGGCUUAGGGUUCAUGGACUAAAAAAGCGCAAGCUAGACAUGGCACAAAUAUUGCCAUCAAUUGGAUUUAGACAUUCAGAUGAUUAUGUCCAGCCACUGCAAAAGCCUGUCCGUGCAAGAUAUUGUAAAGGUCUUUUCACACAAGUACCCUAUAGAAAUGGAUCUGUUUACAAUGUGAUUGCAAGCAAAGAGAAGCUGCAAACAAUAGAAGAACAGUUAAAACAAGUGAUCAGUUUAUAUAAGAGAAGAUUAGAAUGGCUUACUACAGAAAGUCGUAGAGUGUUUGGAGUAAUAGAAGAGAGAUGUAUCACCAUUAUCCUGGAUAUUGAUGUAGCAUCAGAUACUCUAUUCGACACCUUCCGACAUGCACUUAUACAAGUCAUCAAGGAACAAGUUAUGUUUAUUGCUAAGUUAAACCUUAUUCGCUGUGCUGCUGAUAUGCAAGUUUGGCAGGAUCAUGCAGUUUGUGUAACACUUGACAGUAUGGAAGAUGCACUGGACUGGAUAUGGAAGCUUAACAAAAUAGUACCAAGAACUACUACAUGUACCGUAGAGGCUGUCACUAAAGCUAUUAAUGACCAACAUGUGGAGGCUGUUUACUUAUUUACUGAGGGAGCCGCUUCUGAUGGAUCAUCUGAGCUCCUCAAACGAAAGCUGCAGGGAAAUCAAAUACCUAUCCAUGUUGUUUCAUUCAACUGCAACAGUCCAUCCAUGAUCCAGUACUUCAAAGAAAUUGUUAAAGACACCAGUGGAAGAUUCCAUGCAUUCUCCAUCAGUGAUGAGUAUGACGACACACUGUCAACCAUAAAUGAUGUUGAUAGUGGUAAUCGGAAUGGGCGUGGCAGGGGUGAUGGUAUGCCAUCUCUUAAACUAGGGAUAGGUGUACGUGAGGAUGUGAUCACUCUCUGGCAAGAACUAGAUGAAGCAAGGAAUGGCUUGGCUGAGAUUCAAGCACUGCAGCUUGAACUAUCUGACCCUAAGUCAACUCCAAUAUCUACAGUUCCACCACCAAAAGAUAGCAGAAAUGAGGUUACAAGACCAAAAGCAGGAAGUAAGAGCGAAUUAUACAUGAGCUCAAAAGAUUGGCUCAAGCGCCAUGGUCUCAAGAGUCGUAAGCUGGGGUUCUAUGACUUGCUACAGACUCUAGCAUUCAAACACUGUGAUGGUGUAGUUGAUAUCCAGCAACCUCCAACAGACAAUGGUAUUGAUGCUAUUGUUCGUCCAAAAUUAGUGAAUGCUCGAUACUGUGACAAGUUUGCUCAUGUCCGCUGGAAGGAUGGUACCAUUAUGCAUGUCCAUGUCAGUGGUCCAGUACAUAGGAACUUUGAACAAAGAAUGUUAUCUGCUUUAGAUUCUUACAAGAAAAGAAUUGAGUGGCUCCAGCAAGGCAGUCGUGAGUUGUUUGGAACAGUCAUUGAAGAUCAAGUUACUAUUCUUAUUGACACUUCAGCAUCCAUGGCCUCUCGUUUGUUCCUAGUUAAAGACAAGCUUUACCGUCUAAUGCAGGAACAACUUCGUCACAAAGUCAAGUUCAAUCUAAUGAAGUUUGAUACUAAAGUACAAGCAUGGCGUGAUCGGCUGGUUGAUUGUAACACACAUAACCUUGAUAAUGCAUGGCAAUGGGUGAAAGGACUGAGUACUGGAGGAUCCACAAAUACUUUAGCAGCUCUGAAACAGGCUUUAUCUGAUCAACAAUGUCGUGGAAUCUACCUACUUACCGAUGGACGACCUGAUCAGCCUCCAACUUCCAUCCAUGCACAAGUACACCUUCUCGACCCAGUACCAAUUCAUACCAUCUCGUUCAAUUGUGCUGAUAGCGAGGCUAAUGAGUUUUUAUGCCAGCUUGCGUCAGCAACUAAUGCCAGGUUUCAUUAUUUCUCUGAGGAUGGAUAUGACAUCAAUGGACCAAAGCCAUACGAGAGCGAAGAUCUGAGGUUGCUAAGAGAAGAGAUUGAAAAAGGCUUGUCUGACAUGAAGAAGAUUGCUAUGUUAAGAAAUGAGUGUGCCCAGUUGGACUGGUAUGGCUCCAAUACUGGACGUUGCUCAAAGACUCAUUCUGGUUCGCGACCUGCACGGCCAACAUCCGCCAAGAACAGAAUGGUUCCUUCUCCGCCAUCAUCUGUGCGACCUUCAAGUGCUCGUGUGCGUCCCGCAAGUGGCCGUUCCUUGUCCUCAAGUACCGGUAUACGCCAUAGUAGCUUUAAAGACUACAUUGUUAAUGAUGCUGUUAAAGACAUCCCAGCACGUAAGCCAAGAGACAGAGAGUUUGUAGUUUCAGAGACACGUUCAAGUCAAUUAAGACUCAACUUGAGAAAGCAAACUAGUAGUGACUGGAUGUUGUCUGAAACACGAAACUACUUGGCAAGAAAACCUGAAGAUUACAAGAAAACGAAAACCAAAGUUCGCACAAAGAAAAGGAAGAACACUAAGGCAAAAGUCGAUGACAUUCAGGAGGUAUCAGUUAAGCAAUGGCUUAAAGAACAUGGUCUGGUUGGCCGUAAACUUACAAUACUGGAUGCACUGUCACCAACUCUAAUCCCCCAUACCACUAAAUACGUACCGAUACUGGAUAAACACAUACUGUCUAAAGUCUUUGACCAGGUUCUUCCUCUUGCACACACAUCAGGUAGCAAUCGUGACGAGGUUCAACUAGUCAAUCCACAGGCCGUUAAUUUGAAGGCUUAUGAAGCCAAAGUAGAGGAAGCUAUCAAACUUUAUUCAAGAAAACUCGACGAACUAGUUUACUUUGGUUUGAGUGACCAAGAACGAAUCAAAUAUCCCGAAGACAGCGUACCGUCAUUCUCUGCAAAUAGACAAUCCAUGAUGAGAGACUUAGAGGAUCAGGGCUGGCAAGUUAGAAGAGAGGAUAUCAUGUUGCUAGAAAAGGAGAUCGAACAAGCCAACACUUUCUUGGUUCAGUCUCAAGAUCUUAGAAAGGCUUCAGAACAGGCUGCAAAAGAAAUAGCAGAAGAGCAAAGAAGAGCUCGCGAGGAGAUGGAAAAUAAACGAAUCGAGAAAAUCAUGUCGAAGAGUGCAUCAACGACUGCAGUACCUACCCAGUCCACCCCGCAAGGGAACAAAUACCGGCUUCGACAUCAUAAGGUCGUAGCCCGUAACGAGGUAGACGGGUUUUAUUAUCCAGGAUUAGUUCGUAAAUGCGUCAAUCCUCGAUAUGUAGAGGUUGAUUUUGACGGCUUUGAACGGCAAGUUGUAGGAGUACGAUAUGUUAUACCAAUAGAGGGUGCAAGGCCGUGCCCUUCCUUGAAGGUUGGUGAUUACGUACUUGUUCGUACCCCGAUACCCCGUGAAAAAACAGAUGAUGUCAUCAUGGACGGGGGAUAUUGCUAUGUACCUGGCAUUGUGCAAGUUGUACCAUUGAGAAAAGCAACUGCCUCAAAAUGCUACACAGUUUUACGAUUCAACGGAAAAAAGAUAACAUCAGUCAGGAAAGACCUCAUUAAGAUAGCUAAGGCUCGUUAUACGUUUGCCUGUCGAUAUAUACGAGAUGCUUUAAUAUCAGCCUAUAAAGCAUCUUGUCCAUUUGGUUUGUAUCCUAAUGGUGUUGAAGAACGAAAUGAACUUAUUGCAGUCAACAAAGGAAAAGAAGAUCUUGAAAAUUCCAGAAGCAGAUCAAAUAGUAGUUCGAGCGAACAUUCGGAAAAAUUAAACGAAGCUAGUCGAUCGAGAAGUCCUUCAAAUUCAAGUUCGGGAAGUCGAAGCAGAUCAAGAAGUCGAAGUCGUAGCCGUUCUCCAAGCCCAGCGAGAAGCGAGAGUUCGAUCGAGAGCGAUAAAGAAAGUGAGCCGCCUUCGCCGAAAUCUCCCAAACGAAGAUCAAGAAGCCCGACUGAUCAUUUUGAAGACCUUAAAAAAGAACUAGACGAGAAACAUGCCACGCAGUUGAAUGAAAUCAGGGAACAGCGUGACAAACUUGAACUACUUCAACAACAACUCGCAGAAGAGCAAAAGAAACAGAAGCAGCAACAGGAUGCCUUGGAACAGAAGCAAAAAGAGUUACAAGAUAAACAGGAUGAACUAGUACAGGCACAGAUAGAAGAACAUAAGGACAAACAAAACAGGUUACAAGAAGAGCAGAAAAGACUGCAAGAACAACAAGAAGAUCUCUUAAAGAAACAAAGAGAUCAGCAAGAACAGCUGCUUAUGCAGCAAUACAACCAGACCCAGUCCCUACAGCUACAGCAACAGCAACUUAUGCAAAUGCUGGCCACCAAUCAACAGCCAAAGAAAGACCAAGCAGUAGAGACUGACAAAACUCAUGAUUCCUCACCAAAACGAUCACCAAGACACUCUUCAAGUACCUCUCCAAAACGAUCGCCUGUUCCUUCUCCUAGAAAUUCAAAACCAAGCUCUAAAAGGUCGUCACCCAGGCCAUCGCGUCCAUCCUCAAGCAAGAGGUCGAGUAGAAAGCCUUCCACUUCCGGUGAAAACGUCGACGUCAGUGCCAGUGAUACGGACAGUUCUUCAUCCGACGAGUCCGACGCCUCGUCCAAGGCAUCAGCUAAAAAUGGCCAUGAUAAUGUUGAUGGUUCUAAGAAACCUGAUGCUGGGGAAGAAGAAGGUCCACCGAAUAUCCAAUUUCAUAUGUCAGAUAAUAACGAGGCGUGUUUACUAACAAAGGGAUCCCAUGGAUUACUUAUAUCUCGUCUUCCUCCAGAUGUUGACCCAGCCAUCGAGACACGACACGUCCCGAAACAAAUCAGUGAAGGAGAAGAAGUCCUUGCGAGAUGGGCAGAUGAGGGAUGGUAUUACAGAGGUACUGUUCGACAGGAGUGUGGCGAUGGUACGUUCUUCAUCGAAGACAGUGUUGGUGAUCUUGAACAGAUCCCAAGGGUUGAUAUCAUAACUGAUGAAGAUGACGCCGAUAAUGUUAUCAAGGAAGGUGAUCCCAUCGUAGGCUUACAUCCAAGCUUCUCUUACAGUUAUGCACCAGGUGUGGUGAUUAGCCUUGAGGAUGAUAACAUGCAUCAAGUUCGCUAUUAUGAUGGUAUCGAGGCCAUGGUUCCCAGAGAAGAGCUAUACAUGUUACCACCAGAGAAGUUCGAAGCUGACUGUGCGUAUAUCUUAGCAUGUGAAGAAAGUCUUGUUGGCCAGGCAGUGGUGGCCAGGAAUGAUAACGAUGGUACCUUUCACCUCGGGACAGUCCGAGAACGUGUUGGUAAUGGUCGUCAAUACAUCAUCGAAUGGGCGGACCAGUCUGUACAACUACAGAGCUCUGGAUACAUCUUUGGUGCGCAUACCAAACGACAUCCGCUGUCAAUUGGGGACCGUGUGCUCGCGCUCGCAGAUCCAGCGACGUACGUUUAUGUGCCUGGUUGGAUCACAGGAUCUAAUGGACGAAGGCUUGUCGUCAAAUUUUGUAACGGAAAAAGCUCAAGUCACGUGGAUCCCCUGCAAUGUUUCUGGCUAUCACGUGAUUACUUUGAUCGAGUGGUUGAAUUUUACAAGAAGCGAAAGGGACAAGACGAACAAAGCUAGGGAAAGAAAGCCAGUCAACCUAACGUUGCUUUUAUAACGCCCUUUAAUUCGAUAAAUACUCUGUAAAGAUUGCAAAAGAUUUAUAAAAUGUAAAUGGAAUUCUACAUUCAAAGGUCAAUCUCAAUACAUCUUUAUUCUGGGGAGAGGUUGGCAUUUCACUCGAAAUGAUUAAGGAUUUCACGAUGAAAUGUGUAUUUUGAUAGAAAAUAAAAUAAUUCUAACCAAAAA
Molecule: messenger RNA, 6069 nt
Organism: Exaiptasia diaphana
Lineage: Eukaryota; Metazoa; Cnidaria; Anthozoa; Actiniaria; Aiptasiidae
Product: von Willebrand factor A domain-containing protein 3B
Exons: 41
Coding region: 142-5841 (1899 amino acids)
Source: RefSeq, a predicted model, not a curated record